UUUUGUUUCAUUCAUUUUACUGAAAUUUACUCGAAUAAAGUUGUGGAACCCGUUAGAAAAACAGAUACACCUUUGUAUCUGAGAUUUGUAUAAAAAGGUGUCCCUGCCACUGUCAGGACACACUGAGUAUCCCACUCAAGCAAUAAUCAUGCAGGUCCUCGUUCUUUUCGCUUUGAUUGCCGCAUCCCAAGCCGCCGUCCUUCUUGGAGGCGCAAGUGAACAGUACAGAAGCCAAGACGGUCUUGGAAACUACGCUUUCGGUUACAACGAAGGUCACGGCACUGGAGCUUCUUUCCGAAGGGAAUCCGGAUCUAACGGAGUUGUUGCUGGAUCUUACGGACUAACUGUUGCUGAUGGCCGUCAAAGAAUCGUCAACUACGUAGCUGAUGCUGCUGGUUUCCGAGCUGAUAUCAAGACCAAUGAGCCAGGAGUUGAACCCAAGGACCCAGCUCAUACUGCCAUCAACAAGGCUGCUGUCGCUAUCACUGCUCCAGCUGUAGCCUAUGCUGCUCCUGCACACUACGCAGCUCCUCUUGCUCCAGCUGCAGCCCUCCAGUAUGCUGCUGGUGUCCCACACGCCGGUGCCUUCGCUUACAACACUGCCAUAGGACAUCAUGGACUUGCUCACCAUGGACUCGCUCACCAUGGCUAUUAUUGGUAAAAAGAUAAUGUCUGACUUUCCAGGGACUAUGUCAUUAGGAAUUCAAUGUAUGUGCCAUGUUAUUAAGGUGCUUUGACUUUGUUUGCUCAAGUGGUGUUACGCUUUUACAAAUUGUGUAAAAUUCUAGGGAAAUAAAUAAAUUUUUAUAAAUGUUAAAAAUA
Messenger RNA from Argiope bruennichi, 822 nucleotides. RefSeq names its product cuticle protein 14-like. Bases 149 to 661 code for a protein of 170 amino acids. The transcript has 3 exons. The record is from RefSeq and is a predicted model, not a curated record. Gene Ontology annotation, molecular function: structural constituent of chitin-based larval cuticle. NCBI's taxonomy places the organism in Eukaryota, Metazoa, Arthropoda, Arachnida, Araneae, Araneidae. Gene Ontology annotation, cellular component: chitin-based extracellular matrix.